AUGGCUCAGAAGGGCUUCUCCAGGCCAACUGAGCACGGUGCAUAUCACGUUGAGCAGGAUGCAUAUAAUGUUGACGGCGGUUCAUAUCACGUUGAACACGGUGCAUAUAAUGCUGAUGGCGGUGCAUAUCACGUUGAGCAGGAUGCAUAUAAUGUUGACGGCGGUUCAUAUCACGUUGAACACGGUGCAUAUAAUGCUGAUGGCGGUGCAUGUCACGUUGAGCACGGUGGAUAUAACGCGGCACGGUGGAUAUAA
Messenger RNA from Dracunculus medinensis (Guinea worm), 255 nucleotides. NCBI's taxonomy places the organism in Eukaryota, Metazoa, Nematoda, Chromadorea, Rhabditida, Dracunculidae. The record is from the annotation of a GenBank genome assembly.